CACACACAAAAGAUAUGGUCAGCCUUUCGGGAAGCAACAGCUUGGUGGCUGUAGCUUUGGUAUAUCUAUGCUGCAGCAUAGGUGUGACAGAAGCUCAGGAAAACGCCCAAUUGCAGAUUCCGCCAUCACUUGUGGAAUGCUACAACACCAGUUAUUUUAUGAAUCGCGAUAAUCGCUUGCCCUCAAACCUGGAAACACUCAUCACGCUGAUAGAGAAGGUGGAGAAUUCGUAUGGCUUCGAUCAGGAUAUAACACAAUUGUCGAUUGCCCUGUUGCAUCGCUUCCGCCAGGAUGGCAUUCAACGAGCUCCUGGUGUGGUGGCCUCUCCCGGUGUUAUACCUUACAGUCCAACGGGAUUCCAGUUUCCCAAAUUCCGGAUUUUGUUGUCGCGGUUGAUACCAGGAAACGCUUUGCGUUUCCCCAACAAUACUCUGACCAGAGAAGAACGAUGCUCUUUGCAUUUUAUGCUCUCCAGUUCGUUUGAUACCCAAGUAAGAGGUGAUGAAAACCAGGUCUGCAACAACCUGUCGCAAUACAGAGCCCAGCGAUUGUCGCGUUCAUUGGCCGCCCCACAACAGAAACGCAACAAUUUCAUUGGAGAUGUUGAAAUUCUGGACGGUCUGCAGUCCAGAAAACCAGUUCCCGGAGCCAAACAACGCAUGAACCCCAUGAACUACGACUACGAUUGGGAUGACAUGGGCUAUGGGUAUGGUGGCGAUACGAAUACCAUUAGCCAGUGCCCAGUGGAAAAUGGUGUUAUUCGCACCAAGUGGGGAAAUGUGGCAGCAGGCAAUUUGAUUGCCGGCAUAGCGGCAGGUCUGCAACCCCAAACCGUACAGCUGAGAUCAUUGCUGGCCUUGUCUUCUCGACGCGGGAGCUACGUUCAAAAUAUGCCUCAAGUAGCUACAGUCGGCGUGGACAAUCGUUGGGCUGCUACUAUAGCUGGUGACUUGGCUGAGGUUGCUCUGGUCCAAGUCCCCGUAUCCAGCACUGGCCAGGCAACGGUGGGAGCCAGCGGUGCAUGGAAUAGCACUGUGAUGCCCAAAUGGUAUUUCCUCAGUCAACGUCAAAACAUGGAAAUGACUGAUGCUGAAAUUCGUGGGGGACUCGAUGGCCUCAUCAUUGCCCUCAACAUCCAGUCGUGGCGUCAACAAGUUUCCAACUUAAAGCUGUCCCAGUUGCUGAGAAUGUACUAUUCCCUCGACGGAGUCCUGAACAGUGGCAUCAUGGCCUGUAAUCGGGCUGCUUACUUUACUCAGAACAUCCAGAUGACAACAAUGAAUGUCCAAGCCUCCGCCUUUGCCCAGGUUCUAGAUCGGGAAAUGCAGUUGCGAGUAACAUUGUCUCCGGAUGCCAUAGCCACAUUCGCCGCAUCUGCAGCUACCGCCUUGGGUACCUACAUACCCAACAUGAACGAUGUGUCCUGUUCAGUUAGUAGCGCUCUGCCCCAAGACGUCUCGCAGUCAAUAAAGCCCAUGACCAACAUCUUUGUCUUCUUGGACACCACCUGGCCUUAUUAUCAAAUCGUUGACUACGUAAAUUACGUAUUGCAAAAUCUCAAUAUCAAUCCCUACGCCAGUUCGGUUACACUGCUGGCAGCCCAAGAUGGUUCAGUCAUUGUCAACACCACCAACUAUAUUUCCGAUGUUUACGAAGCAUGGAAUGUGACCACCCACGCGACAUUUGCUCAGGGCUUCAACCUGCCAAAUGUGCUGAGGACAGUGCAAAAUCUCACUUACAAUUACAUGAAUGUCCAGCAGACCAACUCUUCGGUGGGCGGACUGUCCUUGGUUGCGUUGAUGAUUCCCUACAUGGCUACUAUCAGUGCCACGGACUCUAGUUAUGCCACUACUCAGCUGCAAUACAUCAACGAACAAAUGCCCGACUUGCGUUUCAUAUACUACGCCGGCGGCACUGUUAGUCGUUUCUCGUCCUUUGUACAGGACCCCACCAAAGACCUGUUCCCUUUGACCGUUGGUACGAACCCAGCCACAGCAGGUGGCCCGGUCGUAAUGCGCAUCAAAAAGAUUCCCCGACAGAUUGUGAAUCCUCGUUGCGGAGCUAUGUGGUACACAUCCACGUGGGGCACGGAUCAAAUGGCCCAAUACAUUCGUCCUGGUUAUAUAAGUUUCUAUCGCUUGUCGCCCAAUUACUUCUAUGGAGCUGGAACUGGGCGUUACUUGAACAUCCAAUCGCAAUCUUCCUCUGUCCAAUAUACCAUCUGUACCUCGCGCUCCAUUGUUUUGCCUCAACAAAACUCGAGCAGUUCCAGUAGCGAUCAAACCUGUGUCACAUUGCAGGGUAACACGUUUUCCUACGAUCUGUCCUCGGCCUGCAGUGGAUAUUACACCAUCCAUCAGUGCCCCCCGCUUUACGUCUCGGUACAGGCGCCAGCAAGUGGAACCACCCAAAUGUACACUUGUACUGAUCCCGCUUGUCAAUCACCCGAUCAGACACGUUACGUUGUGUCAGUCGUGAACCUUGGCUGCUUUAGUGGAGUAACUGGUUUGUCAGCCAGUUUGCUAACCAUCCUGCUGACAUUGGUGGCGCGCCAGCUCUUCUAA
Musca vetustissima is the source of this 2564-nucleotide messenger RNA. RefSeq lists its product as uncharacterized. Lineage: Eukaryota; Metazoa; Arthropoda; Insecta; Diptera; Muscidae. The record is from RefSeq and is a predicted model, not a curated record. The transcript is spliced from 5 exons. The coding region runs from base 15 to 2564 and encodes 849 amino acids.